Messenger RNA from Eurypyga helias (sunbittern), 1807 nucleotides. Its product is annotated as obscurin-like. The transcript has 7 exons. The annotation marks the transcript as partial. Lineage: Eukaryota; Metazoa; Chordata; Aves; Eurypygiformes; Eurypygidae. The record is from RefSeq and is a predicted model, not a curated record.
AUGCCGAGCUCUCCAAAGAAUGCACCAGUGAAGCGGGAAAAAGGGUCAGUCUUGCUCCCAGCCAGCAACAAUUAUGGGGUAAAGCAGAUGGGCUCUGCUGCGGAGCUACUCACCCACGAUCUGCGGCUGAAGGAUGCUGGAGACUACAUCUGCGAUUCUGAUGAUGAGCAAACUGUGGCAUCUUUGGUACUGAAAGCUUUGUCGGUAACCUUCACACAACCGCUCCAGAACCAAGAGGCUGAAGAAGGCGGCACUAUCACUUUGAGCUGUGAAAUCUCAAAAUCAAAUGCCACUGUGCAGUGGAAGAAGGCCGGGACAGUGCUGCGACCCAGUGGCAAAUACAAGAUGCGCCAAGCUGGAUCCGUGGCUGAGCUGACAAUUCACAACCUGAGUGAGGCUGACACCGGGGAAUACACCUGCGACACAGGGGACCAGCAAACCACCGCUGCUGUGCUCGUGAAAGAACCAGCAGCAACCAUAGUGGAGAUGCUGAAGGACACCACUUCGUAUGAAGGAGAAGAUGCAGUGUUUGAAUGCAGGCUGUCCCAGGAAACAACUCAGGAUGCCCAGUGGUUCUUGGGGGAUGUUCCCCUGCAAUCCAAUGAAAUGAAUGAGAUCAGAGUCCAGGGGACGCGUCACACGUUGGUCCUGAGGAAGGUGACGCUGGAAGACUGUGGGCCCAUCAGUUUCAAAGUCGGGCAGCAUACCUCGGCAGCACAGCUCACAGUCCAAGUUGCUCCAGUCACCUUUGUAAAGGCUCUCCAGAGCUUGGAGCUGCAGGAGGGGGGCACGGCUCACUUGUCCUGCGAGGUGUCCAAGCCCAAUAUCCCGGUGGAGUGGAAGAAAGGCACGUCCGUCAUCUGCUCCGGCCAGAAGUGCAGCAUCAAGCAGGAGGGGAACGUGCACACGCUGGUCAUCCACAAUUUGAGCCCUGCGGACUCAGGGGAGUACAGCUGCCACGCAGCCGACGGGAAGACCACUGCCAGACUGGAGGUUAAAGCCCUGCCCAUCCUUUUCAAACACUGGCUGAAAAACGAGGAGGUGGAGGAAGGGCGCACAGCCGUGCUGCACUGCGAGCUGACCAAACCCAGCGUGCCUGUGGAGUGGAGGAAAGGAGACGCUGUGCUGCAGUCAAAUGACAAGUACGAGAUCCGGCAGGAGGGGACACGUGUUGAGCUCUUCAUCUACGACGCUGAGGCUCAGGAUGCUGGCGAAUAUACGUGCGACUCGGGGGACCAGCAGACCACUGCGUCCUUGCAAGUCAAAGUACUGCCCGUGCUGUUUAACAAAGAGCUGAAAAACGUAGAGUCUGAAGAAGGGGGAACGGCUGUCUUGCACUGUGAGAUCUCCAAGCCGGAUGCCCCUGUUGAGUGGAGAAAAGGAGGGGUGGUCAUUCAGCCCAGUGACAAGUACGAGAUGAAGCUGAAAGGCAGCACUGCUGAGCUGAUCAUCCAUGGUGUAGAGCCUGACGACUGUGGAGAUUAUACCUGUAGCACUGGAUACGAGAUCACCACGGGUUCUGUGUAUGUGCAAGAAGAAGCAGCAGUCAUAGUUUCUGGUUUAAAGAACACAGACGUCUUUGUGGGUGAGUCAGCCACCUUCACCUGCGAGCUCUCGCACCCGGGCGUGAAGAAUGUGCAGUGGUGGCUCGAUGGAUCUCCCCUUCACAACAACUUUGUGACUGAAAUCUCUGAGCAGGACGGGAUGAUCCACACUUUAACCCUAAAUGAUGUGGCGUGUCAUGACUCGGGCACUGUCACCUUCAGAGCUGGGUCCCUUAUAUCUUCAGCUAAAUUAUUAGUCAAAG